This is a messenger RNA of Verticillium alfalfae VaMs.102, 1461 nucleotides long. Its product is annotated as ATP-dependent rRNA helicase RRP3. The record is from RefSeq and is a predicted model, not a curated record. NCBI's taxonomy places the organism in Eukaryota, Fungi, Ascomycota, Sordariomycetes, Glomerellales, Plectosphaerellaceae. The transcript has 7 exons. Gene Ontology annotation, molecular function: ATP binding; nucleic acid binding; RNA helicase activity. Bases 1 to 1461 code for a protein of 486 amino acids.
AUGACCGACGCUCACUCACAGAAGCGGCGAAAAAUCAAGCACGGCGCGGCUGCUGCUGUUAAGCCUGCUGCUGCCAUUUCCAAGCCCGCGCCGACAAAAGAACAAUCGCCCGAGCCCGCCCCGCCUGCCUCAACGACUGACGAGGCGGCGGCGAACCAAGAUGACGCACCAGUAGCCAAGAAGAGCUUCGCGGACCUGGGUGUCGUCGAAUCUCUCGUCGAAGCCACCGAAGCUCUCGGCUACAAGCACCCGACCCCCAUCCAGGAGAAGAGCAUCCCUCUCGCUCUCGCCGGCCGCGAUGUCAUUGGCCUCGCGGAGACAGGUUCGGGAAAGACGGCUGCUUUCGCACUGCCUGUACUACAAGCCCUUCUCGAAAAGCCGUCCGGCCUCUUCGCCGUUGUCAUGGCCCCGACUCGCGAGCUGGCGGCCCAGAUUGCGCAGACCUUCGAGGCCCUCGGCUCCCUGAUCAACCUGCGAUGCGCCGUCAUCGUCGGUGGUCUGGACAUGGUGCAGCAGGCCAUCGCGCUGGGAAAGAAACCUCAUGUUGUCGUUGCGACGCCGGGUCGAUUGCUGGAUCAUCUCGAGAAGACUAAGGGGUUUUCUCUUCGUUCGCUCAAGUAUCUCGUACUCGAUGAAGCGGAUCGUUUGCUCGACAUGGACUUUGGCCCCUCAAUCGAUAAGAUUCUUAAGUUCAUUCCUCGCGAACGCCACACUUACCUGUUCUCCGCGACAAUGAGCUCCAAGGUUGAGUCUCUCCAGCGUGCCAGUCUGAAGGAUCCUGCCCGUGUCUCGGUUCAGUCCAAUGGAUAUCAGGUCGUUUCGACGCUGCUGCAGAACUUUCUUUUUAUCCCACAUGCGCUGAAGGAUGUCUACUGCGUUCAUCUCAUCAACUCCUUCAUCGGGCAGACCACGAUUGUCUUCCUCCGUACAGUUCACGACACACAGCGCCUUGCAAUCCUUCUUCGAACCCUAGGAUUCUCCGCUCUUCCCCUACAUGGCCAGCUGUCUCAAUCUGCUCGUCUUGGAGCCCUAAACAAGUUCCGCGCUGGCUCUCGCGACAUCCUUGUCGCUACUGAUGUCGCCGCUCGUGGUCUCGAUAUUCCCAAUGUUGAUGUCGUCAUCAACUACGACCUUCCUCAGGAUAGUAAAACUUAUAUUCAUCGUGUCGGUCGUACCGCUCGUGCUGGCAAGUCGGGUCGCGCGCUCAGUCUCGUCACGCAGUACGAUCUCGAGAUUUGGCUUCGCAUUGAGGCGUCCAUGGGGAAGAAGCUUGACGAGUUUCCUACGGAGAAGGAAGAAGUCAUGGUGUUCCAGGCACGCGUCGAGGAGGCACAGAGGCACGCGAGGAUUGAGAUGAAGCACCUAAUGGAGAACCGCGGCAAGAAGGGAGCCGUUCUGAAGGGCAAAUUUGUUGGUGAUUCGAAAAGGAGGCACGAUGGCAUGGAUGCCGACGAGGGCUGA